GCAGGAAUAUGAAUUUUAGUUUAUUUGUUAGCGAAAUAUUUAAAAAUUUGGUUUAACUUGGUUUAACUGUACCGCCUAGCUGCUUAAAAAAUAGCAGAAAGUGUAACUUAGCUCAGCUGUGACUAAUGACGCAGUACGCGGUGACGUCAGACGCAAAGCGAACUAGCGUGUUGCUAUGGUAACAGAUAUCUGGAGAAGAAAACUGUCCAAACGCCCCGGCUGAGCCAUUUGAGUGCUUCUUGUGGGUGAAAAACAUGGAGGAAGGAGUGGAGAGUAUGUUUGACGUGGUUUACGACAAAAUGAAAGAGAAAAUCGUGCUGCAGCAGCUGAUAGUCGUUGCUCGACUCCGUCCAGAUCUUGACAGGAAAGUUCUGAAAGCUCAUUAUGAAAAACUCCACAUCCAGCUGAACAAGCAGCACGUUUGGGAUCCUAUAACAGGCCUGCUGUUGAUGUAUUCAUCCUGUCUGCUGCAUGUCAUCGAAUCAUCUGGAGAUGUUCUGGGUUUGGUUUUAAAAGACCUUGAAGCUUUGCAGCAACAGCCAGACAGCACCGUGCUGGAAGCUAAAGUUGUCUUCAUGACUCAUAGUCUCCAAAGACGGCUGUUCCAGCAGUGGAGCUCCAAGUUGCUGGAUGAAAAUCAGGUUUCAGGUGACGCCGUGGUCAAGAGGCUUGAAGAGGACGAAGAGGAGAGCACACAGGUUCUGGUUUGCAGUGUCCUGUCAGCUCUGAAGCGGCUGGGUCAACAUCUGGACACACCUCAGAUGCUUCUUCCUGGAUCAGUGCUGGAUAAGAACCCGGAGCUCAUCGUCCCUGAAGACACGUUGGAGAAGCUUUUGGGUCGAGAUGAACUCAUUAGUCCACAACAGUACAUAAAGAUGUACCAUUCUCCCUUAAAUAUCAGCAUGGAGUUUGGACAAGAAAAUCUGGGGUCCCUCCUUUCCUUCAGUUAACUUUCUGAAUAAAACGUCAACAGUAAGAGCUCCUCGGGUUGUUUUUACCUUCAGGACAAGUUUGAGUUCAGCAUAAAGCAAAACGUUGUGAUUCAGGUUAAUAUUGGGAGUAAAUAAGAUUGGGCCAAGAACGAGACCCUGAGGAACCCCUGAUGCAACAUAAAGCUUAUAUUCAGCCUAAAUGUUUUAUUUUUCUGAAGAAUGAGAUUUUCAUUAAAGCUUUGGUAGUUUCUGAAAAAAAGGCGUUUUGUACUCAAAUAUGCUGCAGCAAGAUGUAACCGCCCCCCCCUCCCCGAGUUGUUCAUCUUUUUCGAAUGAAUGAUCAUUUGCAACAAAAACAAAGACAUACAAAUAAUAAAAAAAACAUGUUUAAUAGUUUCAUCAUUCGCAUGAGGAUUUUUUUUAACUUACAUGAUAUUCCAUUUAAUGAUAGUUUGUCUAAAAAAGGCAUUUCCUUUUUACUCCAACAGCAUCACAACAGUUUGACACAAAAAUCUUUUAAUUCUGAAAAGAUUUAUUGAUCAAAUGAGUUUUCCCUUUUAACUUUGGCCCCCAGAUUUCUGAAACUUCUGCAAAAGGAAAGAACAGUGACAAUAAAGGAAAUGGCCGCAAUGACAGCAUGCGCCACCGUGUAAAUCUACAGAUUGUAUGUACAGAAUGUUCCAGRAGUUUAUAGUCCAACAUUUGGUGCAAUAAGCAGUGUGGAUUUUUAAGAUUCUGUUGUGUUUUCAGCCUGAUUUGCUCUUUUUAUUUUCUAAACAUAAAAAAGUUGACAAAAACAAACAAAAAAUCUGUGAUGAAUCAAACAAACUUGGAACAGCACUGAUUUUCUUUUCCUCUCAUAAAAAUAAGCACAUUUAGUUAGGACCAGUGAGAUAUUUCAUAGUGAAAAAGCUCAGUUUCACACAACAGAUGUUAAAAAAAACUAAUUCUGCACUCAUCCAACCUCAGAUAGACUCAACACACACCUGCCUCCGUCACAACCAAUGAGGUGAACUUCGUCGUACAUUCCUCCUGUUCGUGUAGAAAAAGGCUUCGGUUUUCAGAGCUCUGAAAAGCAGCGAUGCUUAAAACUUUAACAGAUCCAGUUUGAUAUCUGUAGAAAACACAGAGCGGCACGUUGUCACGCAGAACCAGACGAAGACGGGACCAGGUACUCGGAACAACCGAACUGCUAAAUGAACUCAGUGAGUUUUUCUUAAAUUAAGAAGAUAAGUUGGAUGAUAUUGAUUUGAGUAAACAUUAAAAA
Messenger RNA from Austrofundulus limnaeus, 2199 nucleotides. RefSeq names its product testis expressed 47 (gene tex47). The transcript has 8 exons. The record is from RefSeq and is a predicted model, not a curated record. Lineage: Eukaryota; Metazoa; Chordata; Actinopteri; Cyprinodontiformes; Rivulidae. Bases 255 to 950 code for a protein of 231 amino acids.